Molecule: messenger RNA, 3631 nt
Organism: Phacochoerus africanus (Common warthog)
Lineage: Eukaryota; Metazoa; Chordata; Mammalia; Artiodactyla; Suidae
Gene: SECISBP2
Product: SECIS binding protein 2
Exons: 18
Coding region: 100-2802 (900 amino acids)
Biological process (GO): selenocysteine incorporation
Cellular component (GO): ribonucleoprotein complex
Molecular function (GO): ribonucleoprotein complex binding; mRNA 3'-UTR binding; selenocysteine insertion sequence binding
Source: RefSeq, a predicted model, not a curated record
UGUGGCGCAUUUCCUGGCGUCAGCUCCGAAGGCGGAAAAGCGGAGAGGAGAGCGACGAGCUUCGCCCCGGCCAGCCGGCCCUCCUUCUAACCGCCCGCCAUGGCGUCGGAGGGGCCGCGGGAGCCUGCGGGCGAGGGCAUCAAGUUGUCAGCAGAUGUCAAACCGUUUGUCCCCAAAUUUGCUGGACUCAGUGUGGCAUGGUCAGAAUCUUCAGAAACACGGGUUUUCCCCAGCUGUGCAGCCACGACUUACUAUCCAUGUGUCCAGGAACUAGCAGUGCCUGAACAGAAACUCUAUACUGAAGGAAUGGCUUUUGGAGCUUCAACUUUUCCACCUCAGUAUUUAUCUUCUGAGAUCACUCUUCAUCCAUACGCCUAUCCUCCUUACACCCUGGAGUCCUCUCAAAAUGUAUGCCCUGCGCCUGGCUCCCAGUAUGAUUACAACCAACCCACUUGUUUUGGAGGUUUUCAAACAGUGAAGCCACGAAAUGAGCACAUAGUGAAGCCACGAAACGAGCACAUGUACCCUCUCCCACAAGACAUGAAAGCUCUGUUAAAGAAGAAAACCUAUGAUGAGCAAAGGUUUGACAGUAAGAAGACUGAUGGACCUAUAUCAUCUGAUUUAAAAUCAGUUAAAGGUUCACAUCCUAUGUCCGUUCAUGCCGAGAGUCGUGUGAAAUCAGAUGGUUAUUAUAAACGAACAGAGAGAAAAUCCAGAAUCAUUGAAAAAAGUGGAUCUGCCUCCAAACCUGAGUUUGAAUUUACCAGGUUGGAUUUUCCUGAACUGCAGGGUCCAGAGAGCAGGGAGAUGCCAGAGAUGCAAAAGCAGCCCAAGUGGGGGCCUUUACGCUCUGCCUCUACUGAUGUUUCCCUUCUGAGAGGAGUGGGGAAACCUGCCGUGGCGUUGCCAGAGGGUGAAAUAGUGGUGAAAAAUAAUAAUCCGACUGAGUCUGUAACUGAUAAUGCUGCUACCAAUCCCUCUUCAUGUACAAGAGAAUUAUCUUGGACACCAAUGGGUUAUGUUGUUCGGCAGACAUUAUCUACAGAACUGUCACCAGCCCCUAAAAAUGUUACUUCCAUGAUAAACCUAAAGAUGGUUGCUUCAUCAGCAGAUCCUAAAAAUGGUAGUAUGUCCUCUUCUGAAGUCUUAUCUUCGGAUCCUUGCUACAAGGAGAAACACGUUGUCCAUCCUACUAAAAAGUCCAAAGCAUCACAGUGUUGCCAUCCUGAGCAAAAUGAAGUCUCAAGAAAGAAUAAGAGAAAGAAAGAAAAGUCUAAGUCAAAAUAUGAAGUCCUGACAGUUCAAGAGCCACCAAGGAUUGAAGAUGCCGAGGAGUUUCCCAAUCUGGCUGUUGCAUCUGAAAGAAGAGACAGAGUAGAAUCACCGAAAUUUCAGUCUAAACAGCAGCCACAGAAUAAUUUUAAAAGUAGUGGAAAGAAGAGCCAGAUUCCAGUACAGUUGGAUUUGGGGGGGAUGCUGACUGCGCUGGAAAAGAAGCAGCACUCUCCAAAUGCAAAGCAGUCCUCCAAACCAGUGGUGUUCUCAGUCGGGGCUGUACCUGUCCUCUCCAAAGACUCCGUGUCAGGGAAGAAGGGACACCGCUUUGGCCAGGUGAAGACCCCGCACAACCCCUUAGACUCCAGCGCCCCCCUGAUGAAGAAGGGAAAGCAGAGGGAGGUCCCCAAGGCCAAGAAGCCAACCUCAUUGAAGAAGAUAAUUUUGAAAGAACGGCAGGAGAGAAAGCAGCAGCGUCUUCAAGAAAAUGCUGUGAGCCCAGCUCUUGCCGGUGAUGAUUUGCAAGAUGGAGAGAGGGGUGGAGACGACCAGGCCCUCGAGCAGCUUGACCCCUCAGGGGAGACGGAAGAGUCUGUGUCCUGUGCUUCUGUGGAGAACAAGUCAGAAGAGCGGCUGGGAGCUGAGCUCCAGAAGGAGGCGGAGGCCUGCCCCAAGAUCCACAGCCGGCGAUUCAGGGAUUACUGCAGCCAGAUGCUCAGUAAAGAAGUUGACGCUUGUGUCACAGACCUGCUGAAAGAGCUGGUUCGUUUCCAAGACCGUAUGUACCAGAAAGAUCCCGUCAAGGCUAAGACCAAACGCCGACUUGUGUUGGGGCUGAGGGAAGUCCUUAAACAUCUGAAGCUCAGAAAGUUGAAAUGCAUCAUCAUCUCUCCCAACUGUGAGAAGAUACAGUCGAAAGGCACUGGACCGGACAUGAGUCACCCCUCCAGCUCUUGGCUAGCUGCUCACAACCCCUCUGAAGGCAGCAGGUGUCUGGGUGUUCAGCAGCACCUCUUCUGGAACCAUUCCAGGCUCUGCCUCUUGUGCAGCUGUCAUCGUGGGGACAGCCUCCCCCAUCUCUUGUGGGGCGGGCUGGACGACACCCUGCACACCAUCAUCGACUACGCCUGCGAGCAGAACAUUCCCUUCGUGUUCGCCCUCAACCGCAAAGCGCUGGGGCGCAGUCUCAACAAGGCCGUUCCCGUCAGCGUGGUGGGGAUCUUCAGCUACGACGGGGCCCAGGUGAGGACCAGUUCCACAAGAUGGUGGAGCUCACGAUGGCGGCCCGACAGGCGUACAGGACCAUGCUGGAGAAGGCUCGCCAGGAGCUGGCGGCAGAGCCUGGGGCCCAAGGUGCUGCCGGCCCGCCUGCGCAGGGCCCCAGCAGCCCUGAGGAGGACGGCCCCCCGGGCCCUGCCGGGAAAGAGGAGCCACACUACAUUGAAAUCUGGAGAAACCAUCUGGAAGCAUACAGUCGAUGUGCCCAGGAGCUGGAGGAAUCGCUGGAGGUGUCAACCUCUCAGAUGAUGAACUUGAAUUUAUAAGGAGAGUUCUUUCCUCUGUGUGUGUCCUGGGGGUAAGAAGGGGGAGGUUUGAAAGACUCUGGGGCCUUUUUCUUCUCAGUUCCUCGUUGACCUAGUGUGUGUUUUGUAUGACUAUUUAAUUGGGAAAUUAACCAGCAGUGUUUGUAGGCAUCCAGAAGCUGCAAGGCCCACGGACGGGCACUCAGUAUGCUGGCAGGAACCUUUUCAAAAGGCCUUGGGAUGCAGCCUUAGCUCUCUGCGCACAAUAUGAGUCUGGAAAACGCUGGAAAACGUACCCCAAGUACGCUGCUCAGGAGUUGUCUUGCCGUUGCAGAACAGCCGAGCCAAGUUAAGAUUGUAGAGGGCAGCGGCAGGCCAGGGUGGAGCCCCUGGGAGGCCCCGGCGUUCCAGCCUGAUGUCCUCCUCGUCCCGGUGACCUAGCGCAGCCCUGCAGAGGCCACUGACUGGCGCUGCAGGAGCCAGUGUCAGAGCAGGAGGGAUGGAGGGAAGCCUUUCUCGGGAUGUGGCUUUUCAGCUGACAGACUUGGGGAUACUUGGGAAGUUUGCUAACAUGAGCCUCAGAAGGAAAAUCAGUUCUCUAACCUAUGACCUUUUGACAGGAAUUACUCCUUUUAUUUUUCAAAGAAACAGUGUAUAUUGAAGUUCUAAAUUUCAGUUUUGAUAAUCUACACAUAUUUUCUUUCUUUUGUAAGUGAACAUAUUCUGAAUGUGGUUUUGGUCUUAGAGGCCAGGAGAAUAGAAGUUUACUUUCCUAUUUUCCUGUGAGUAAGAGGACUUAUUUAUUUUGAAUAAAGAGUGAUUAUUUAAUUUCA